AUGCCGCAAAAGGAGAUCAUCUACCUCUCUUUUGGCUCCUUUGCCAAUCACAUUUCGACGCACUUUUGGAAUGAGCAGCAGUCGUACUUUACCUACGACCAAGCUGACGACGCACAUGCAGGUCCAUCUGGCUCAACGUCGAGGAGCACAGACGAAGAUGAGCCGCUCGUCGACCACGACGUCUCUUUCCAAGCAGGACAGACGCUCUCAGGCCACGACACGUACAAUCCGCGAGCUGUGAUCUUCGAGACCGAGCACGAGUUUGGCGCCCUGGCCAAGCUCAACGCGCUCUACGAGUCUUUCCCUCCCGACUCGACCGACCGAAAUGUUGCAUUGGAUAGUCUGCAGAGCUGGGGCGCCGAGGCCCAAGUGAUCGCAGCGCAGAAGAUCCGCAAGAGCGACUAUCAGCGCCGUCUCGAGCUCGAGGACCAAGGUAUCGAUCCCGGCUCUUCCGACGACGAAGCCGAGGAUGGGGGAUCCGAUGGAGAAAAGGUUGCAGCGACGCCUGCGAAAGCCGCGCAAAGGCUCAAGCAGAGGCGCAUGCAUCGCUUCUGGUCCGACUAUUCGCGCACCUACUUCCACGCCAAGUCGCUCGUCUCGGUCGGCGGCGAGCUCACGGUACCCAUGCUCGGCUCGUACAACUCUGCAGAGUCACCCGAAGCCAACGACGGCAGAGUGCGCUUCGAGACCUUUUCGCAGGGAGCGGAACACUUUGACGAGCUCGAAAAGCGCAGCGAGGUGCUCGACACCAAUCUGCGCUGGUUUGCCGAAGACGCCGAUCUGCUGCAAGGCUUUCAAUACACCAUCGGAACCUCCGACGCAUUCGGUGGCCUCGGUGCCAAAUAUCUCGAGAGUCUCGUCGACGAAUUCCCCAAGAUCACGCAUCUCGUCUUUGGCUCUGCCUGGGGCAACACGACGCUCAUCCAAGACGAUCAAGACAGCGCCGAUGCGCCACGGCAUAACAGGCUCGCCCGGAUCCGCAUGAUGAACAAUCUGCUCUCCUUGGUACAGCUGAUGGAGCAUUCAUCCGCCCUUGCACCCAUCCACGUUCCACAUGGCGGACAGAGCACUCAGGUCGGCGCUGACUGGCAACGCUACCUCGGACGCAUGCACCUCGACGACAUGCACCAUGCAUCUGCCCUCCUCUCGGCACACAUCGAGACGGCGACACUCGGAACGCGCCUCCGUUCGCGCACCGACACUCUCGGUUCGCUCGUCUCGCGUCUCAACUGGCGUCGCGAUACCAAGCUUGUUCACCUCGGUGGUGUGCUGCCCGUUCCAUACCCGGUGCCCCUGUCGUCAUCCUCCUUUGAAGCCACUUCGUCGUCGACGGACCCGGUCGAUGCACUGCUCCACUCCUACGGCUACGGCGACCGCGAUUCGAGACAGCGCCAACGCGGUGCGCCCCUCGAGUCACAGUCGCAGCUGGCCGCGCGCGGGGCCCAACUCGCUCUCUCCUCGUGGAUCGAUCUCUCGCUUCCACCUUCGCUCGGCGGCGGAGCGAAGCGACGCAACAAGCUCGUGUACAAUCUCCAGCGUCCCUUCUCGCACCAUGCCGUGCUGCGCAACAGCAACCUUGACGACGCAGUGCUUGGCUUGGGCAUGCUCGACUCGCUCCUCACCCAAAUCCGCGAGCCGUUCGGCCAGGGAGUCUAUGUCCCGCAGUCGUACAACAUUCUCUCCUCCUUCCCCAACUUUUUCUCCCAUCUCGACGCGCAGGGAAAGCCCAUUCCUCGCACGUCAAACGCCGUCGCGGAUCCAGCAGCGGAAGGCAGCCACAAGGUGCCACGACCAAAGCACACAGCGAUGCUCUCGUCUCUCAGCGCCACUCCCUACACCGUACACCUCCUGCGCGACGCCAGGAAUACGCUCAGCGAGGCACUCGGCGGUCACGCGCCCUUGGCAGCGUACGGUCUCGAUGCCGAGGAUGCCAAGGACAACCUCAAGGAGAUCCGCGAGCAGAUCGAGGGCUGGAUCGACACUUACAGCGUCGACAACGAUGCCAACAGCGCCGACGACGACGAUCAAGGUGGCAUGGGCACAGACGAAGAGUAUGACGUCGAUCACAACCCAGACGACGGCUUGGACUGGGACCUGUAG
Messenger RNA from Moesziomyces antarcticus, 2100 nucleotides. RefSeq names its product misato segment ii myosin-like domain-containing protein. The record is from RefSeq and is a predicted model, not a curated record. Bases 1 to 2100 code for a protein of 699 amino acids. Gene Ontology annotation, biological process: mitochondrion distribution. Gene Ontology annotation, cellular component: cytoplasm. The transcript has a single exon. Lineage: Eukaryota; Fungi; Basidiomycota; Ustilaginomycetes; Ustilaginales; Ustilaginaceae.